AUGAAGGAUCCUGUAAGCACAGAAACAGAGAGGCGCAAGAUAGAGCAGUAUCGUCUGGACAAGCAGAAAAAUCAAAGCAACGAAUACAGAUCUAGUGGAAAGCUACUCACAAGUGAAGCGGCACCAGCAAAGUGCCUAACACAGCAUGUCGGAUACCAGGAAUACACACACAGUGUAGUUUUUGACGAUUUGGCUGUGCUCAGCAUCUGCCAUAUACUCAUUCAUGAAGAUUACUCUGAUGUAGUAAAAAAUGAGAUAACAGAAGAUCUGUAUUUGACGUGUCAGGUGGAAGACCCAGAUGAGGAAACCAGUGACAGAUACUAUCCUAUCCGUCUUGUGGGUGGCUAUGACCGUUGUUCUGGACGUGUGGAAAUAUACUACAACAAUGCCUGGGGUACAGUUUGUGAUGACAACUGGGACAUCAAUGACGCAAAUGUUGUUUGCAGACAGCUGAAUUGCGGAUAUGCAAACAUAGCUCUAGGAAAUGCACAUUUUGGACAAGGCUCUGGGCACAUUCUGCUAGAUGGUAUUAAUUGUUAUGGAUAUGAAGACUACAUUUGGCAGUGCCCACACAAUGGCUGGGGCUCUCACGACUGUGGUUCUCAUGAAGAUUCUGCAGUUAUCUGCUCAGCUCAUCAUCAGCAGUCCUCCGCUAAGCCAGAAUAUGCUUGGCCAGUCCAUCACCUUUACCCUCAGCUUCUUUAGCAAGGCAGUAGUCAGAAUUAUCCUAUUCAACUUGUUGGUGGUUUGGACAGAUGUUCUGGACGUGUUGAGAUAUUCUAUAAUGGAACGUGGGGUACUGUGUGUGAUGACAACUGGGAUAUAUAUGAGGCAGCUGUUGUAUGCAGACAACUUAAUUGUGGAUAUGCUGUAGCAUCACCUCAUGGUGCAUAUUUUGGGCAAGGCUCUGGAAAUAUCUUCUUAGAUGAUCUGCGUUGCUUUGGAUAUGAGCAGUACCUUUGGCAGUGCCCACACAAUGGAUGGGGUGCUCAUAACUGUGGUCCAAGUGAAGAUGCUGGAGUUAUUUGCUCAGAUUCAUCAGGUGCAUCCCAGAGUCCUUCACCAGCAUCUACAGAUUUCUAUCCUACAACUUUAGAACAUUCAACAGACUCGCCACAUGAUUGGACAACAGGAAUUAGCUAUUCAUGUGGAGGCCUCUUAACACAGUAUUCAGGAGAGAUAACCACUCCUUUCUAUCCAAACCCUUAUCCACCACAUGCCUAUUGCACAUGGGACAUUAGGACAGCAGCCGGUUAUUAUUUGGAGUUACGCUUUCUUGAUUUUAAUUUGGAGCCUCACCCUAGUUGUGUUUAUGAUUGGGUAAGAAUAUAUGAUGGUCUUCCUGGAUACUCUGCUCUGCUGGGAACGAUUUGCUAUCCUGGGAACUAUACGUUCUACUCAUCUUCUAACAUCAUGGGUGUUGAAUUCCGGAGUGAUUCUGAUGUCCAGCAUACUGGCUUCCGUGCUGUGUUCUACUCACAUUAUGGAUUUGCAUCCACAAGCUGGCCAGAAGUAUAUCCAAUACGCCUUGUUGGUGGUUGGGACGGUUGUGCAGGGCGUGUGGAAAUAUACUACAAUGGAUCCUGGGGUACAGUGUGUGAUGACCACUGGCACCUCUCAGAUGCUUCUGUUGUUUGCAGACAACUUAAUUGCGGAACUGCUGUUUCUGCUUUAGAAAAUGCAUAUUUUGGACAAGGCUCUGGACAAAUUCUUUUAGAUAAUUUACAGUGUAGUGGAUAUGAACAAUACCUUUGGCAGUGUCCUCAUAAUGGCUGGGGCGCUCACAACUGUGGUCAUCAUGAGGAUGCUGGGGUCAUCUGCUCAUAUAUACCCUCUUUCUCUACACCAGAUAUACCUUCUUUCUCUACACCAGGAUUAAAUUACACAUGUGGGGGCCUGUUGCUCCAGUUUUCAGGAGAAAUAUCCAGUCCUUUCUUUCCAAACAAUUACACAGCUAAUGUACACUGUGUAUGGGAUAUUCGUACUGCUGUAGGAUAUUAUAUUAUACUUGACUUUGUGCACUUUGAUUUAGAACCUCACUCAAAUUGUGCUUGGGAUUGGGUGAUUGUGUACGAUGGUAUUCCUGGAUACUCUCACCAGCUAGCAAAAAUCUGCCACGCCGGAACCUAUACAUUUUACUCCUCAUCUAACAUAAUCGGAGUUGAAUUUAGUAGUGACAGUAUUAUUCAUCACUCUGGCUUUCGUGCUGUGUUUAAUUCAUAUUACCAAACAGUUAGUUCUCCAACACCUCCAGUUAAUUCUACAGUACCUCCAGUUAAUCUUGGAACUACAGGUUUCCUCCCGAAUGUGUCAAACUGGGUAACAAUCACUCCCAACUACACAUGUGGUGGUGUUCUUACAAACCCCAAUGAUGUUUUCUAUAGCCCUAAUUUCCCAAGUCCUUACCCUAAUAAUGCCUACUGUGUCUGGGAAAUACGAGUCAGCCCUGGUCAUCACGUGGAGCUUCAGUUCCCACAUUUAGACUUGGAGGUAGCAUCUGGAUGUGUAUAUGACUCAGUGACUAUAUAUGACGGCCUCCCACAGAACUCUCCUCUGAUAGCAAAAAUAUGCACACCUGGUCAAAACACUUCAUUCAUCUCUACCUCAAAUAUCAUGGGCGUUGUGUUCCAAACUGAUUCUAGCGUCCAGAGAUAUGGUUUCCAGGCUGUAUACACAUCAGCAUACAGAAACAGCAGCACACCAGUGAAUUGUGGAGGAAUCAUAAAUAAUCACUGGGGAUACAUUGAGAGCCCAUCCUACCCAUAUUCACACAGUGCUGCGGAUUGUGUCUGGCAUUUACAAGUCGGAGCUGGCAAUGUACUCCAAAUACAGUUUAUAGAUUUUGCACUUGAAAAUUCCCCUUCUUGUUCAUUUGGAUUUGUAUCAAUUUAUGAUGGGACACCCCAAAAUUCUCCAUUACUUGGGAAAUUUUGUGGAACAUACAGACUCAACUUUACCUCCUCCUCAAACAGCUUAAGUGUUGUCUACUCAAGUAGAGGAAGUAGCAGCAGCCUUGUCAGAGGGUUCCGUGCCAAUUAUGUUUCUGUAUAUCAAAGUAAUCAGAAUGUGACUCUGUCAUGUACAUCAGAUUACAUGCAAGCACAGAUUUCAAUAUGGUACCUUCAGUCUUUGGGUUAUUCAGUAAAUGAUGUUUUCUUGAAUGACCCUAAUUGUCAUCCUAACAUUUAUGGGAGCUGGGUGACAUUUUACAUAUAUUACAAUCAAUGUGGUACAACAAGACAGGGUGAAAGAGACACAAUAAGCUAUUCAAACACUGUGCAUGCUUACCAUUCUGGUCAAGUGAUUGAACGCAGCAGAAAGCUACGCUUGAACCUUCGUUGUCAAAUGUACCAAAAUACAAUGGUGGAAAUUAUGUACCACGCUGAUGAUACCAGAGAUGUUAACCUGACACGACAAGGCUUGUAUCAUGCUAGCAUGUCCUUCUACUGGAGUCCAAGCUUCAACAAUCCUGUGUAUCAAUCACCAUUCUUUGUCCAACUCAACCAGGACUUAUAUCUUCAAGCAACAUUACACAGUUCAGAUCCUAAUCUCAUCUUGUUUGUAGACACAUGUGUGGCAUCACCAGAUCACAAUGAUUUUGUAACUCAAACCUAUGACUUAAUACGCAAUGGGUGUGUAAAAGACUCUACAUAUACAGCAUACUAUUCUCCAUACUCAAGACAAGUUCGCUUCGGAUUCAGUGCCUUUGGGUUUGUUAGCCGAUAUUCCACUGUUUACCUGCAGUGUAAACUGACAGUGUGUCCAUAUUACAGCAGCAAUUCAAGAUGCACACAGGGUUGUAUCACCAGACGCAAAAGGGGGGCAGUACCAUCCCAUCAACAACUUAAUGUUUUACUUGGGCCCAUUCAACUGUUGAUCUAGAGAAUUAAUGAACACCAUCAAUGUUGGGUUCCAUAGGGGCGAGCAGAUUGUGAUAAAGAUAUAUCAAUAGAAAUAAAUUAUUAUUUGUGUUAAUAAUAACAACAACUUAAACUUUAUAGCACAGUUAUAUUAUUUUAAAUUAUCAUUUUUGUUGUCAAUGAAUUUGAGUUCUCUGGCAGUCGAUAUAUUAAUUAUAGUUAAUGGACCUUGCUGUAAAUACAUUUUAUAUGAAGCACUUAUUAAAAUGAAUCUGACAUGCAGGAAAUGAAAGCAAAUGUAUUAUGUGGAUGUGUUGGCCAAGCAUUUGAGUGAAAUGUGAUAAUAUCCAGAGCGGUUGUCACCUACAGAGAUAAUAGCACUCCAUUAGUCUUUGAAUAUAUUAAUAACACUAUGGUGAUUUUUUUCUCAAUGUACCUUUGAUAUCUUGUUUUUAAUUGAAUAAAACUAUAAUGACUGAAA
Molecule: messenger RNA, 4341 nt
Organism: Bombina bombina (fire-bellied toad)
Lineage: Eukaryota; Metazoa; Chordata; Amphibia; Anura; Bombinatoridae
Product: deleted in malignant brain tumors 1 protein-like
Exons: 27
Cellular component (GO): membrane
Source: RefSeq, a predicted model, not a curated record